Molecule: messenger RNA, 3561 nt
Organism: Mobula hypostoma (lesser devil ray)
Lineage: Eukaryota; Metazoa; Chordata; Chondrichthyes; Myliobatiformes; Myliobatidae
Product: polyunsaturated fatty acid 5-lipoxygenase-like
Exons: 14
Coding region: 187-2211 (674 amino acids)
Biological process (GO): hepoxilin biosynthetic process; linoleic acid metabolic process; lipoxygenase pathway
Cellular component (GO): nuclear envelope
Molecular function (GO): arachidonate 5-lipoxygenase activity; iron ion binding; protein binding
Source: RefSeq, a predicted model, not a curated record
CCGCCCCACAUGCGCCGAAUAGCUGCUGGGGCAGUGGAGCUCCCGCCCCACAACAAACACCGAACUCGGCAGUGACCCGGGGCAGGACCAGAUUUAUUCCAGGACGCAGCACCCACCGGGAGCAGAUCCGAACAUCACCCACCCAGAUCCGAUCUUGAUCCAGUACCCCGAGCGGUAGCGCGAACAAUGUUUUCUUACACGGUGACGGUGGCGACUGGGCAGCAGUGGUUUGCGGGCACCGAUGACUACAUCUACCUGACGCUGGUGGGCAGCGAGGGCUGCAGCGAGAAGACCCUGCUGGACAAACCGCUCUAUAAUGACUUCGAGCGGGGAGCGGUGGAUUCAUAUGAAAUGACUGUGUCGAGCGAUAUAGGAGAGAUCCUGCUGGUGAAGAUUGAGAAACGCAAGUACUGGAUACAAGAUGAUUGGUACUGUAAAUAUAUUACCAUAAAAACCCCCAGCGGCGAGUACCUGGAGUUUCCCUGUUAUCGUUGGAUUACUGAUGAGAAGGAAAUCGAAUUGCGGGAUGGGAAAGCAAGGUUGCCCCGCGAUGACCACACUCAACUUGCUAAACAGCACCGAUACCGAGAGCUGGAGGAAAGGCAGAAGCUUUACAGGUGGAAGGAAUGGCAUCCGGGUUUCCCGCUGAGCAUUGAUGCACAUUUCCACAGUGAUUUACCUCGAGACAUCCAGUUUGACACCGAGAAAGGAGUGGACUUUGUGCUCAAUUACUCAAAAGCAAUGGAGAAUCUGUAUGUGAAUCAGUUCAUGCACAUGUUUCAAUCUUCAUGGAGUGAUUUUGCUGAUUUCGAGAAGAUCUUUGUCAGAAUUAGCAAUACAAUUUCAGAGUACGUCAUGCAGCACUGGCAGGAGGACUUCAUGUUUGGCUACCAGUUCCUCAAUGGGUGCAAUCCUGUCGUUUUCGAGAAGUGCGACAAGCUCCUGGACAACUUUCCAGUCACAAAUGAAAUGGUGGAAAUCUGCCUGGAACGGGGACUCACGCUAGAGGAAGAGGUUAAGGAAGGUAACAUUUACCUGGCGGACUAUAAAAUUAUGGAUGGAGUUCCUGCCAACAACACUGACCCCUGCACCAUGCAGUACCUGAGUGCACCCAUCUGCCUGCUGUACAACAAUUCAAAGAACAAGCUGGUACCAAUUGCGAUCCAGCUGAAACAGGAACCUGGUCCAGAAAACCCCAUAUUCCUCCCCACUGAUGCAAAGUAUGAUUGGUUACUGGCAAAAAUAUGGGUAAGAUCAUCGGACUUCCAAGUACACCAGACUGUCACCCACCUCCUGCGGACACACCUUAUCUCUGAAGUGUUUGGUAUCGCUCUGUAUCGCCAGCUCCCAGCCGUGCACCCACUCUUUAAGCUGCUGCUGCCUCACGUCCGGUUUACAAUUGCAAUCAACACCAAAGCAAGGGAGCAGCUGAUCUGCGAAUGUGGUCUCUUCGACAAGGCAAACGGCACGGGAGGUGGUGGCCACGUGCGCCUGGUGCAGCGCGCCAUGCAUGGCCUCACAUACAAAUCUCUCUGCUUUCCUGAGGCCAUCAAGAUGCGGGGAGUUGAGAGCACAGAGAAGCUGCCAUAUUACUACUACAGGGACGAUUCACUGAAGGUCUGGGAAGCUGUCCAGGGCUUUGUCACAGAGGUGGUAAACAUAUAUUAUGAUGAUGAUGAGACUGUUCAAACAGACCAUGAAUUACAGGCCUUUGUGAAGGACGUGUUUGUCUAUGGACUGAAGGACAAUAAAAGUACAGGAUUCCCUAAAUCAGUGAAGACAAUCCAGAAGCUGAUCGAAUAUCUGACCGUCAUAAUAUUCACUGCCUCCUGUCAACACGCUGCUGUCAAUUUUGGACAGUAUGACUGGUGUUCAUGGAUCCCCAAUGCUCCUCCCACAAUGCGAUGCCCUCCACCCACCAAGAAGGGGGUUGUCACUGUGGAUUACAUCAUCGAGAGCUUACCAGACAGGGGGCGGUCAUGUUGGCAUCUGGGUGCAGUGUGGGCACUCAGCCAGUUCCAGGACAAUGAGCUGUUUCUUGGAACGUAUCCUGAUGAACACUUCAUAGAGAAACCAGUCAAGGAGGCCAUGGAAAAAUUCCGAAUGCACCUGCAGGAAAUUUCACAGCGCAUUGCAGAACGUAACCAGGAUAAGAAACUGCCGUAUUACUAUGCAUCUCCAGACAGAAUCCCCAACAGUGUGGCAGUGUAGGGGUGGGUCAGAAUGGAAACGGUACUGCCUGCUUUGUUCUCUUUCAAUCAGUAACCUGUAGGAAAGGUCCCCAUCUAGAUCUUUGAACUGCCUUCUGCUUAAACCCCGGAGAAAAGGUGUGAAAUGGAACCUGCAGCACUGCUGGUGCUCAGGACCCCGGCUGUUCCCUGUCAAACUUGCAACCAGCGUGAGCCCUCUCCUCACUGCUGACCAGCAUCCAAUGCAAGUUUCACACCUCUGGCCAGCGACAUCUAAAAGUGUAAAAGAUUAGCUUUAUUUGUCACAUAUGCAUCGAAACGUAGCAGAGAAACGCGUCACUUACGUCGGCUGCCCACAAGUGCCGCCAUGCUUCUGGCGCCAACAUGGCGCGCCCGCAGCUUACUAACCCCUAACUGGUACACGUCUGGAAACGUGGGAGGAAGCCAGAGCACGCGGGCGAAAAAGGGAGAAGGUACAAACCCCUGACAGGCGGCAGCGGGAAUUGAACCCUGAUCUUGUAGCUGGAUCUGUAAAGCACGAGGCUAACCACUGUGCCGACCCUGGGCCUUGUUAUUUCAAUCUUGUUGAUACUUAACAACUUUUCUAGAUUUGAUUUGCAUGUAAAGGGAAUUUAAAUUUCAUCAUUAUUGGUAUUGGUUUAUUAUUGUCACAUGUACUGGGAUUCCCUUGCAUACUGUUCAGACAGAUCAGAUUAUUACACACAGUACACUGAAGUAGAACUUGAUAAACCAACAACAUGAAGAAUAAAGUCAAGUCAAGCCAAAUUUAUUAUCAGUUAACUAUACACAUGCAUACCAUCAAACAAGACCCUGUUUCUCCAGACCAGCGUGUAAAGCACAAUAACACACAAUAAUUUAGGAAAGUAAGAAUAAAAUCUACAGAUGAAUUACGCAUAAAUAAACAAAGUAAAGUGCAUAAAUUAAAUAUUGUCGGGUACAGAACAAAUUAUCUGGUGACACUUCAAAUAGGAUGCAGCAGGGAAUUCUGAAGCUUCAUGGCCUGAGCAGCAUCUAUGGAGGGAAAUGGGCAGUUGAUAUUUCUGGUCAAGACCAUUCAUAGGCAUGAGUUUUCCAUUUCCCUCCAUAGAUGCUGACUGACCCACUCUGUGUGUGUGUGUGUGUGUGUGUUUUUGGUGGGGGAGUGGUGGGAAAGGGGUUUGUUUUGUUGUUAUCGCCUGCUGCCUGUUGCAUGUGUGUUAUUCUGCGGCAUAUCCUGGGCAUGUUAUAUUGGCUCCGGAAUGUGUGGCAACACUUGUGGGCUUGCCCCCAGAACAUCCUCAGCUUGUAUUGGUUGUACUUCACUGUGUGUUUUGCUGUAAAUAUGAUUAAUAAAUAAUCUAAUCUCUCAUUU